Molecule: messenger RNA, 4880 nt
Organism: Scophthalmus maximus (turbot)
Lineage: Eukaryota; Metazoa; Chordata; Actinopteri; Pleuronectiformes; Scophthalmidae
Gene: vps8
Product: VPS8 subunit of CORVET complex
Exons: 46
Coding region: 78-4259 (1393 amino acids)
Biological process (GO): vesicle-mediated transport; protein targeting to vacuole; endosomal vesicle fusion
Cellular component (GO): late endosome; HOPS complex; early endosome
Molecular function (GO): protein binding
Source: RefSeq, a predicted model, not a curated record
AAGAGGAAGGUGUAGCAGUGCUUCCGGUCACAGGCUGUCACACAGGGGAGAGCAGCCCGGUCCAAACAGACCCAGAGAUGUCGGAGUCUCCGGACGCCCGCAGCCUGCUCUCCGCCUCCUCCCAGCUCAACCUGAUGGAGGUGGACACGAUCGAUGACAAGGAGUUUGACAUUCCCCAAGUGGACACGCCUCCCACGCUGGAGAGCAUCCUCAAUGAGCUGGACGAUGAGGAGGAACCUUUCGUGUUGGAGGACACGUGUGUACUGAGCACUGACAACAUGGAUGCUCACUCCUGUGACACGUCCUCUCUGGCCAGCUCUGACAGUGGAGACCCCGCACACCUCAAACGAAAAAGGAGGACAGUGGAUCUGAACGCGACUGUGCAUGGGUCUGUUCUUCGUCACAGCCUGCUAAAGGGCAUCUCUGCACAGAUCGUCUCUGCGGCUGACAAAGUGGAUGCUGGACUGCCGACUGCUGUGACGGUGUCAGGUGUGAUCGCUGUGGGGACGUCUCAUGGUCUGGCUCUGGUCUUUGGAAAAGAUACCAACCAGGCCCUGCGACUCUGUCUGGGUACCAAGACGACGGGGGCCGAGUUCGGAGCCGUCUCCGCCCUCACCAUCAACCACGACUGCUCGCGACUCCUCUGCGGCUUUGCCAAAGGACAGAUUACAAUGUGGGAUCUGGCCAAUGGGAAACUUCUGAGAACUAUCACUGAUGCCCACCCUCCAGGGACGGCUAUACUUCAUGUGAAGUUCACAGAUGACCCAACUCUUGCAGUUUGCAAUGACAGCGGAGGAUCAGUCUUCGAACUGUCCUUCAGGAGGGUGAUGGGGAUGCGCUCCUGUGACUCUCGGUGUCUCUUCAGUGGAUCUAAAGGGGAGGUCUGCUGUAUUGAACCGCUGCGUGCUCCUCCGGACUUCAGAGAUCACCCCAUCACACAGUACUCACUCCUGGCUAUGGCCUCACUCACUAAAAUUCUGGUCAUUGGCCUAAAGCCCUCCCUGAAAGUCUGGAUGACCUUUCCCUACAGCAAGUCGGAUCCGUCCAGUGUUCCUCAGCUGGCCUGGCAGUUUGUUCCCGUUCAGAAGACGGUCAACCCAGUCCUGGCUUUUUGCAAAGGAGACGCAGUCCACUUCCUCCUGGUGAAGAAGGAGGAGACGGGGACCAUCCAUGUCAUCAAACAGAGACAGCUCUACCUCAGCUGUGACAUCAUUAGCGUGAGUUGGAUCAACAGUCGCACGCUGCUCCUGGUCGACAGCCACGAGAAGCUGCAUGUCGUGGACCGGCCCAGUCAGGAGGUUUUGGAGACGCUGGACUUGGAGCAGGUGCAACUGGUCUAUAACAGCCGACAUUUCAAAUCGCUGGCCACUGGAGGGAAUGUCUCCCAGGCUCUGGCUUUAGUCGGAGAGAAGGCCUGCUACCAGUCCGUCUCCAGCCACGCAGGACAGAUUGUCUAUUUGGGCACCAAGUCGGCUCACAUCAUGACUCUACGGAACUGGAGAGAGCGAAUAGACUGCCUGCUGAAACAGGAGCAUUUUGUCGAGGCGCUCUCUCUGGCCUGGUCCUUCCACGAGGGAACUGCGAAGGCUGUGGUCGGCCUCUUCGGAGAUCCGCUGAAAAGGAAGGGAGUGGUAGCUGACAAGAUGGUGGAGGUCCUUUGCCAGUUUGCCGAGCACGCUCUGAAGAAGUGUCCGGAACAAGGCAAGAUCCAAGUGAUGGAGCAACAUUUCCACGAUGUGGUUCCAGUCCUGGUGGAUUACUGCCUGCUGCUACAGAGAGCCGACCUGCUGUUCAGCCAGCUGUAUGCUCGGCUGGUGGAGAACACGGUUGCUAAGGGGGCCUUCCUGGAGUCGCUGGAGACGUACAUUGUCGCCGACCGCCUCGGUCACCUGACCACGCCCAUCAUGAGGGACCUCCUGGCCCAUUACCACGGCAAUGGUAUGAUGGACAGUCUGGAGAGGUGCAUCGUCCAUCUGGAUGUCACCAGCCUGGACAUACAGCAGGUGGUUCAAGUGUGUUGGGAGAACCAGCUCUAUGAUGCGAUGAUCUACGUUUUCAACAGAGGCAUGAACGACUACAUUACACCCAUGGAGAAACUCUUUGCAGUGAUUGGACCACCACUUAGGGAAGGGAGGGGCCUAACAGAUGAGGAGGUGGUGAUGGGGAACAAACUCCUCGUAUACAUAAGCUGCUGCCUUGCGGGGAGAGCCUACCCCCUGGGAGACAUCCCUGAAGACCUUGUGGUUCAAGUCAAGAACCAGGUGUUUGAGUUCCUGAUCCGCCUCCACUCCGCUGACUCGUCAGAGGAGGAGGACGUUUUCCCGUUUAUCCGUACACUCCUCCACUUUGACACCCGGGAGUUCCUCAACGUCCUCGCCAUGACAUUUGAAGACUUUAAAAAUGACAAGCAGGCCCUCGAGUACCAGCAGAGGGUAGUGGACAUCUUACUCCAGGUGAUGGUGGACAACCCAGACUUCACUCCGUCCCAGGUGGGCGGGCUCUUCACCUUUUUGGCUCGACAGUUGGCCAAACCAGACAAUACGCUUUUUGUGAACAGGAAGCUCUUUGAUCAGGUUCUGGAUUUCCUGUGUUGCCCUGACGAUGACUCCCGACACACAGAGAGGCAGCAGGUCCUGCUGGAGCUGCUGCAGGUCGGGGGCGUGGUCCAGUUCAAUGAGGGACGGCUGCUGGCUUUGGCGGAGAAGGCCAAGUUCUACCAGAUCUGUGAGUUUCUUUAUGAGAAUAAACAUCUGUACGACAGGAUCCUCGACUGCUACCUGAGAGACCCCCUCCGAAAGGUGGAGAUCUUCAGCUACAUCCACAAUCUGCUGUCCAUGCCCGGCUACAGCCCCGAGGAGAAACAAGCAGUCAGGGACAAAGUGCUACAUCACAUCCAGGAGCUGGUGACCCUUGACCCCAGCAAGUCAGCUGACGUGGUGGUGUUUCACUUCACCGAGGAGGUGCAGCAAAUCAUCUCUGAGCUUGAGGAUGACAAGCUACUUUUCCAGUUCCUCAGCUGCCUCCUGGAGCCCCGGGAAGGGCAUCAUUCAGACCUGCCUCUGGAACGUGACCUCCACGAGCGCCUGCUGGACCUACUGUGCCGCUUUGCGCCCCGGGAGCUCCUGAGUUUCCUCCAGACCUCCCAGCACUACAGACUGGAGGAGGCCAUACAAAUCACAGAGAAGCACCAUCACAGUGAGGCCACGGCCUUUCUGCUGGAGAGGAAGGGAGACGUCCAUGGAGCCUUUUCUGUCUUGUUAGAGACACUCAUGGAAAACCUGCGUCUCCUCACAGCGGAGAGCGACGCAGGAGACGAGAGAGGCGACGAUUCAACGCUGACCAGAGUGAAGCGUUCGCUGAAUGACAUCAUCGCCUUGUGUCACCGAAGCUCGCACAACCUCGUCCAGCAACAGAGAGAGGUUCUGUGGUUUCCACUUCUGGAGACCAUGAUGGCUUCUCAGAAACUAGUGAAAGGCUCCAAUGCCAAACACACCUCUGAGGUGCUGAAGGAGCUGACGAUGAAGGUUCUCAACUGUAUGAGCAGCUUCAUUCCUCUGCCUGCCAUCAUCCAACGAAUACUGCAGGACCCGGUGUAUGGAAAAGGAAAGCUGGCAGAGAUCCAAGGCCUCAUUCUGGGAAUGCUGGACACGUUUAACUAUGAACAGACUUUACUCGAAACGACCACCAGUCUGUUGAACCACGACCUCCACUGGUCCCUGGCUCACCUGCAUGCUGCCGUCACAAGGGGGCUCCACCCGCGCCAGGACCACUGCAACAUCUGCCUGCAGCAGUACAAGAGGAGGCAGGAUUCGACGGAGGACAUCAUCGUGUUCAGCUGUGGCCACCUGUACCACUUCCAGUGCCUGCAGCAGAAGGACUGUGGCUGGGGCCUCGCCUCGGAGCGGCAGCAGCGGUGGAGCUGCUACAAGUGUUCGUCCAGACAAGGAGGAAAGGGAGGAGGCUCUUCAGCCGAAGCGAGGAGAGGCCGCGCCGCAUCCCUGGCACAGACUCGUGUUACAUCAGUGGCAGGAGCAGAAGCUCACGGGAAGAAGGUGUUUGUUGAGGCGUCAUUGGACCUUCAGCAGGAACAGUCCUGGGAUCAGCUACGCUGUUUGUACCGAGGACCAUCCAGGUUGUCCAUCCUCUCAGAACUCUCCCACUGCCAUGGCAACGAGAAGACGGGGCCCCUGAUCGCGGUCCAACCGGGAGCAGAGAGUUUCCAGCUCAAACUCUCUCCUCCGCCUGUGUUGGAGGAGUAGCACCGGGACUUUGGCUAAAGGAUCAGUGUUUCCUUCCGUUAAUCUUCAUUUGCUCAGACUUGAGUCAAGUCAAGAAUUGGAUAAAAACAGGAAAACCUGCUUUCUUCUAAUUUCAGUGCGGAUUGUAAAUUUCUUCUUCUUUUUGUUGUUGUGUCAGAUUUGAUUUUGUACAAAGUUCUGUUAAAUAUUGACGUUCCUCUCUCUACACGUCGAUGUAUCAUAAUGUCAACCCCGCUAAUAUUUGUUGCUAAUGCUGGGUAAAGUUUUGUCCGGAUCACCAGCUCUGACUUUUGCUAAAUCUUGAUAAUUAGCUACACUUGGCCUCACCUCUCAUACCCCUCUUAACGCUGCUGCCACAUUCAGGAGGUUGUUUUGGAGAAACCAUAAGGAAGUUGGGGAAUGGAAAAUCUUUCCCUGUGAGACUCUCGUUCCCGUUAAGAAUUUCCACUUUGAAUUUCAAGACUCUAAGGCGAAUCCAAAAAGGACGAAUCCAUUUUUGAAAUGAUUUUUCAAGAUGGUGAACUUGUGAUACCUUGAGCAGCGAGAAAGGAAAAUUUUUGAUGACUGUUCUUUCUCUCUGCUCAAUAAACUGACAUCCAUGUACUAAUCCCCACACACCUA